This is a messenger RNA of Pecten maximus, 3534 nucleotides long. RefSeq names its product DAZ-associated protein 2-like. The record is from RefSeq and is a predicted model, not a curated record. The coding region runs from base 129 to 581 and encodes 150 amino acids. The transcript is spliced from 5 exons. NCBI's taxonomy places the organism in Eukaryota, Metazoa, Mollusca, Bivalvia, Pectinida, Pectinidae.
UAUACUGAAUAAUUCCGCACGACUUAUUUAUCGCUUAUAAUAGUCUUCUGUAUUUGGAUCACUUGACCAUUACUCACAGCGCCACCUAAACCUUCUUGAGUAAACAGGAUCAUCGAAGGACUUGGAAAAUGUCUGGAAAGGGUUAUCCGACACAGCCCAGUUAUCCCACACAACCUAGUUAUCCAACCCAACCGCCAGCUGGAUACCCACAACAGCACCCACAGCAAAUGCUGCCUCAGGGGUAUGCCAUUGGGGUACAGCCACCAGCACCAAUGAUGCAGCCUCCAGCAUAUGCAGCGGCUCCCCCACCACCCUACACACCAGUUGCUACAAACCCAAUGCCAGAUCAGUAUGGACAGGUUCCAGCCCCUGCCAUGUACUAUCAACAGCCACAACAGACCGUGAAUGUGGGUGCUACUUUUGACAAUGGCUGUAGAUUUGAUGGAGUAGCCCAACCAAGAAUUCCGCCACCACCUCCAGGGUACCUCCCCAAUCAGGCACAGAUUGCAGCAGCGCAGGGUAACGUAGUAAUGGGCACUCAACAUAGAUUUACAGAGUGUGAUGGGGGCUUCACCUGGUGAAAUAGGUACAAAUGACUGCAUCAAAAUCCUAGACACUGGACUUUAUGUUAUAAAGUGAGACCAGGAAAAUAACUUUUAAGAGGACUUACAAUGAAAUGUAAUUCAGAGGAGAUUUGUGAAGAGUAAAUAUGUGAAGAUCUGUGAUCCUACUUCUCUUCUUUGACGAGGAGUUUUAUAAUUAAAAAAAACACAUGUUUGAGUUUAUGAGGGAAAAUAACCAUCAUCCUAUAAUUUUCAUGAAUAUUAAAAGAGACUUUAAUUAGAAAUAACUACCAAGUACAUUGUUUAUUCUCAGAAAGGGACCUCCUUGACAUACACCAUGUUAUUUUUUGUGUCAUAUUUGCUAUUAACUUCAUUCAUAAAAUUAAAUUUAUUCGAAGUCCACUAGCAAGGUUUGAAUGCUUGGCCUUAAGAUUAUUAAUGGAAAUUUAAUGGAAAUAAAUUUCAAUUUUAGUGAUAGUUCAAUUACUGAUCUUCAUUUUAUGUGAAACGAAUCAAAGUUGUCAGAUUUUUGGAAUAUCUCUUCUUGGUUUGCACAUUUUUUGUUCACUAAUAUUACUACAGCAUUCUAGAAAGAUGAAACCAUUAUAUGUCUCUGUUUAAAAAUGCUAUUCUUGUGUGUAUCUUUAGCACAGUCAUUUAAUAAAAUACUUGCACAAGGAGGCGAACAAGGUCCCCUUUUAUGCCCUGCUUCAUAAUUAUAAUAGAUUGGAACUAUUAAUGCAUAAAGAACAAUUACUAAUAUUAGAGAUAUAUUUGCUAUGUUCCUGUCAACAUCUUAUUUUUGUAAUUCGUACGUACAGAUUUGGUUGAUGAUUUCCAGAUGUUUGUACAAUUAAUGACAUGUGUCAUGACUUCAUAUAUUCUGUGAUAAAUCACGAACAACAAACUGUAAGUCAUCUCCAAACACUUUCAUCUUCGUGUUAUAUAUCAACUUUGAAACCUUUUAUCAUAGAAAUAAUUAAGAAAAAAUAAUGAUCAUUUCAAAAUCUUCUAAUCAACUUCAUGUAUUCUUGUCCUAUUUUUGUAAAAGAUCAAUUUUUAUAGAAACAUUUUCUUAUACAUUGAAAAUAACUGAGCAUUUUAUGCAUCUUUAUUGUAAUUAAUUGUGAAAUUUGACAAAUAUUUCUGUUAUUAUUCGUUUUAUUUCUUUUGAGAAUGUAUCAAAAAAUAAUAUUAUGAAACACAAUACCAAUAGAUUAGAGCAUUUUUAUGCCAAAGAAUUUGAGCUUCUUAGCAGUUCAUUGAUUUUCUAACAUUUCGUCUGUAAUAUUUCGUUGAUUUCUAACAUGUCGUCUGUACUAGUUCGUUUAUUUCUAACAUUUCAUCUGUAAUAGUUCGAUGAUUUCUAACAUUUCUCCAGUAUUUGUUUGUUGAUUUCUAACAUUUCGACUGUACUAUUUCGUUGAUUUUUAACAUUUCGUCUGUAAUAGUUCGUUGAUUUCUAACAUUUUUCCAGUAGUAGAUCGUCGAUUUCUAACAUUUCGUCUGUAAUAGUUCAACUUCGUUGAUUUCUAAUAUUUCGUCUGUAAUAGUUCGUUGAUUUCUAAGAUUUUGUCAGUAAUAGUUCAACUUCGUUGAUUUCUAACAUUUCGUCUGUAAUAUUUUGUUGAUUUCUAACAUUUCGUCUGUAAUAUUUUGUUGAUUUCUAACAUUUCGUCUGUAAUAGUUUGUUGAUUUCUUACAUUUCGUCUGUAAUAGUUCAUUGAUUUCUAACAUUUCGUCUGUAAUAGUUUGUUGAUUUCUAACAUUUCGUCUGUAAUAGUUCAUUGAUUUCUAACAUUUCUCCAGUAUUUGUUUGUUGAUUUCUAACUUUUCGACUGUACUAUUUCGUUGAUUUUUAACAUUUCGUCUGUAAUAGUUCGUUGAUUUCUAACAUUUUUCCAGUAGUAGAUCGUCGAUUUCUAACAUUUCGUCUGUAAUAGUUCAACUUCGUUGAUUUCUAAUAUUUCGUCUGUAAUAGUUCGUUGAUUUCUAAGAUUUUGUCAGUAAUAGUUCAACUUCGUUGAUUUCUAACAUUUCGUCUGUAAUAUUUUGUUGAUUUCUAACAUUUCGUCUGUAAUAGUUUGUUGAUUUCUUACAUUUCGUCUGUAAUAGUUCAUUGAUUUCUAACAUUUCGUCUGUAAUAGUUUGUUGAUUUCUAACAUUUCGUCUGUAAUAGUUCAUUGAUUUCUAACAUUUCGACUGUACUAUUUCGUUGAUUUCUAAGAUUUUGUCAGUAAUAGUUCAACUUCGUUGAUUUCUAAUAUCUCGUCUGUAAUAGUUUGUUUAUUUCUAACAUUUCGCCUGUAAUAGUUUGUUGAUUUCUAACAUUUCGUCUGUAAUAGUUUGUUGAUUUUUAACAUUUUCAUCUGUAAUAGUUCGAUGAUUUCUAACAUUUCUCCACUAAUAGUUUGUUGAUUUUUACCAUUCUGUAGUAUUUAUGUGAUUUCUAACUUUUCGUCUGUAAUAUUUUGUUAAUUUCUAACUUUUCGUCUGUAUUAGUUCUUUGAUUUCUAACGUUUUGUAGUUUAUAAAGUAACGAAUCUUUUUGUCUGUCUAAUUCAUUAGUUUGGUAUAUUCUUUUCCUGUGUAGUAGUUAAUUAAUAUGGAACUACAUAUCGUCUGUAUUGGGUCGUUAAUAUCCAUCAUAUUAACUUUGUUAAUUACCAUGGUACUAGUAUUAAUUAAAAUUUCUCUCCUUUCCCCCGGUUGUGUGUGAUUCUAUAUCUUAUCCAUUUUGUGCUGUUUGAGUGAAUGAAUUAUGUUUUUUUUUAAGUUUGUCCAAUUAUAAAGUUUAUGAUGUGCAUGCAAUCAGAAUUUGAUUGCAAAAGAAUAUAAAAUUAAACAUACAGUUUGUUAUAUGUGAUUUUUCUGUACAGUUAUGUUUUAUUAUUUAAUUAACUAUAUAUAGACAUCGCUAUUGAAUUUUACUUGAUGUUAGACAUUAAUAAACAUGUUUUCAGAAAAUCGU